Phragmites australis (common reed) is the source of this 1816-nucleotide messenger RNA. RefSeq names its product protein EARLY-RESPONSIVE TO DEHYDRATION 7, chloroplastic-like. Gene Ontology annotation, cellular component: plasma membrane. NCBI's taxonomy places the organism in Eukaryota, Viridiplantae, Streptophyta, Magnoliopsida, Poales, Poaceae. The record is from RefSeq and is a predicted model, not a curated record. The transcript has 4 exons. Bases 136 to 1347 code for a protein of 403 amino acids.
CGCGUGGACCCCACCACCUCCCUCCAUCCCCGCGGUUCAACAACUAUACAAGCGCUACGUCGCCGGCUCGCCGUCGCCGCCUUCCUCACGACUCUUCGUUCUCCGAGCUUUAAGCUCUCCUGGCGACGCGACACCAUGGCAUCACACAACUCCUCAACGUCGAACCCUAACCCUAACCCCACCCCCUCCGCCCCACCGCUCUACCCGACGCUCUCCAUGGCAGACCUCGCGCCCGUCGCAAUAGGGCCCACCUCGUCGCCGACAGCCGCUGACGAAGACAAUGCCCCUCCGCCCUCUGAGGACGUCCUCCUCCGCCUCCCCGGCACGCAGCUCCACCUCAUCGACCGCAGCCGCAGCCAUCCGCUCGCCGCUGGCGAUCUCUCCCUCCUCCGCAUCCGCUCCGGCGACACCUCCCUCGCCGCCAUCGCGCUCCUGCCCCCGAUCCAGUGGCCACUCGCGCGCGACGUGGCCGCGGUCAAGCUCGACCCUUGCCACUACUCCUUCUCCCUCACCGUGCCCGCCUCCCCCGACGACCCCAACCCCGAGCCGCUCCACUACGGCAUCACGCUCUCCCACCCCGACCCGCGCCUCGACGGCCUCCUCGCCACGUGCACCAACUUCUCCGUCCAUUCCGUGGUCGGGACCAAGGAGUUGGAGAAUAGGGUGCGCGACGAGGUCGAGGCCGCGGCGUACUGGACGGCGGUGGCGCCGAACGUUGAGGAGUACGGCGGCGCGGUGGCCAGGGCGAUCGCGACGGGCGCAGGUCACUUAGCGAAGGGCAUACUUUGGUGUGGGGUGGUGACGGUGGAGAGGCUCCAUUGGGGAAAUGAGGUCCUCAAGAAGAGGAUGCAGCCCGGCGACACCAACGCCGAGGUCAGCCCCGAGAUGCUGAGGCGGAUCAAAAGGGCUAAGAAAGUGACCAAAAUGUCUGAGAAAGUGGCAACUGGGAUAUUGUCUGGAGUUGUGAAGGUCACUGGCUAUUUUACAAGCUCAGUAGCCAACUCCAAAGCUGGCAAGAAAUUUUUCAGCCUACUGCCUGGAGAGAUUGUUCUUGCUUCUCUUGAUGGAUUCGGGAAGAUUUGUGACGCGGUAGAAGUGGCUGGAAAGAAUGUCCUGUCUACAUCAUCAACUGUAACGACUGGGCUUGUAUCACACAAGUACGGAGACAAAGCUGCCGCCGCAACAAACGAAGGGCUUGAUGCCGCCGGCCACGCCAUCGGGACGGCGUGGGCGGUGUUCAAGAUCCGGCAGGCCUUGAAUCCCAAGAGCGUUCUAAAACCCACGACGCUCGCCAAGUCCACCAUCAAGGCGAACGCUGCUAAGCUUCGCGCGAAGCACAGCAAGUAGUCCAGCGACACACUGCUUGCCACGAGCAGUCGUGCAUCUUGGCUGAUCCCGAGUCCACGCCAACAGAGGCUUGUUGGUUGUUCCAACUCUAGGUGUUAUUUGUUAGAGCCCCACCUUAGAUGGUUUAUACAACUAUUUUUAAUUUAAAAUAAGGAUAAUAUGGUUUAAUCAAAUACUACCAAUCUUCUCGGAGCUUUAACUCCAAAAUCUUUUGAGCUAUAGAUGACACUUGUAAUAAUUUUUGGAGCUAGAGGUCUGCUAAAUAGAUUCUUAGUUUGGCAAAUGCUUUGGUUUUCUCACGAUACACGGGUCUAAUGUUAUUAGUUUGGCUUGUAAGUGUCUGUGCUGGAAAUGAAAGCAACUCCUGAUACGGCGUCCCUUUCAUGCCGAUGUAAGCAACUGAACACUGAUGACACUUGCAAUGUUUAUUUUUGUCUUCCGGACUGUACCCGAGCCACCGGGGUUCUAA